Manduca sexta (tobacco hornworm) is the source of this 1651-nucleotide messenger RNA. RefSeq lists its product as uncharacterized. Lineage: Eukaryota; Metazoa; Arthropoda; Insecta; Lepidoptera; Sphingidae. The transcript is spliced from 4 exons. The record is from RefSeq and is a predicted model, not a curated record. Bases 255 to 1517 code for a protein of 420 amino acids.
UCAAUUUAUUCGGCUAUUGCCGAUUGUUUAUUAAUAAGGCGCGCAACUUUGGGCUGUUAUUGUUAUUUCGUGCUUUUUGUUAUAAGUAUUACGUGUAUUUUAUUACAGAACUAAGUAUUAAUAUCACAUUCAGUACCUUUUUGAUAAAGUUUUAUUAAUAUUUUUGUACAUUAAUGUUUAUAAAUAAAAUAUUAUACUAAAGUUAUCAUAGUCACAAUAUUUUUUAACGUUUAAAACAUUUAUGUUAGCUCAAUAUGGCUGAAGAUUUUUCCACUUUGAUCCAUGUGUCACCAGCACUCACAAAUGAAAUGCUGAGCGAAGCUCUUUCUGAUUGGUUUAAAAAAACUGUGAUAUUUACAGAUUGGGAGUACGUCAGCGAUACCGGGAAAGGCGACUCCUAUCUCAGCGAGUUGAUAAGAAUCAAAAUACACGGAAAAAACGCUGACAACGUCGCUAAACACGUCCAAGUGAUACUCAAAAACAUACCCAAAAGCAAAUCCCGACGGCUCACUUUCAAAAGCCACGAAUUCUUCAAAAACGAGAUCAACUUCUAUGAAAAAGUAUUGCCAGAGUUAAUUACAUUCCAGUCUGGUAGAAACGUGGCAGAACCCUACGAUAAAUACGUAAAUCUCUUCUUAGCUUACAGUGAUGGGACGAAUGACGUCAUAUGUCUCGAAGACGCCAGUCUAGAGAACUUCGGAUGCGCAGUACGCCAAGAAGGAAUUGACUAUGAACACUGCAAGAUAACAUUUAAAGUGUUGGCCAAGUUCCACGCUCUGUCGUUCGCCAUGAAAGACCAACAGCCAGAGAAAUUCCAGAAGAUUAGUACUGAAUUGUUUGAGACCUACUACCACGACCGUCUGUGGAAUUGGUACUCCAGGUUCUGGAAGAGGAUAUGCGGUAUAGCAAUAGACGCUGUUGAAAAAGAGUAUCCGAACUCCAUAUACGUGGAGAGAUUAAAGAAAUUUGCGGUGCCAGAACGAUACCAGGACAUGAUAGACGCCGCCACGAAGACUACGGCCACGGCGGUCAUAUCCCACGGCGAUUCCUGGACUAAUAACUUCCUGUACAAAUAUGAAGAUAGUCGGCCAGUUGAUGCCAAGAUUAUCGACUUCCAACUAUCGCGUUGCGCUAGCCCUGUCUUGGAUUUGACCUUUGCCAUUUACGCUUGCACUUCUCAAGAUCUAAGGCUGAAGUAUUACGAGGAGUUGCUAAAGUAUUACCACGAUGUAUUGUCUAAAGAAAUAAGAGACAUGGGAAGUGAUCCAGAAAAGAUAUACCCAUGGAGCUUAUUCAUGGAUGAGAUCCAGAAGUAUUCCUACUUUGGCCUCGCUUUUAGUUUUGAGUCGACUCCAUUUAUUGUAUUGGACCCGGAGGAUGCUGUUAAUAUGGAAAUGGAGGGCGACGAAAAACUAAACAUUGAAGACGUGUGGCAGAUAGGUCCUUUUAAGACUAAAGAAGGCCGGCUACGGGAAGCGAAUAAUGUUGUAUUUUGUGUGGACAGAGGAUAUAUAUAAAGCAAUUAUGAUACUAAUAGUGUCUUUUAUAAAUUAUUGAAGAAAAAAUAAUAAAAGAAAUCUUAGUUUUCAAACUCAUUAUGUAAUAUCAUUCCAAUUUGUAUUAUUUUGGAAUAUAAAAUGCUUAUAUUGAA